This is a messenger RNA of Malassezia pachydermatis, 696 nucleotides long. Its product is annotated as transcription factor. Bases 1 to 696 code for a protein of 231 amino acids. Gene Ontology annotation, molecular function: RNA polymerase II cis-regulatory region sequence-specific DNA binding; protein dimerization activity; DNA-binding transcription factor activity, RNA polymerase II-specific. Lineage: Eukaryota; Fungi; Basidiomycota; Malasseziomycetes; Malasseziales; Malasseziaceae. Gene Ontology annotation, biological process: regulation of transcription by RNA polymerase II. The transcript has 2 exons. The record is from RefSeq and is a predicted model, not a curated record.
AUGGAAAUGCCACAUCGGAUGCCGUAUUUGCCUAUGCAAGAGACACGGACAACGCCAGCUGAGCCAGAACUAGGAUCCUCGAGUGCAUAUACCCAAAGAUACGGGGAUGUGGAUGAGUCACAAAGGGGCGUCAUUGAUCCUGCAGCGAUCACAUCCGUGGACAAGGACUUGGUCACGCGAUAUAUCCCUGGCGAACUUACCCCCUUGUUUGACUUGAUACAGACAAAACAACAACCACAUCUCGACAAAUUGCGAGUGCGGAAACGAAAGUUGGAGGAUGCUUUGGCUACCGGCAAUAUGAGUUUGUCGGAGGAUGCGGAAUUGAUCAUCCAGGAAUCCAAAAACAAGCGCAAGGCUGGGAACCAGGGACUAUUAACCGAAGCCGAAAAGAAAGCCAACCAUAUUGCCUCAGAGCAAAAGCGACGUGCAAAUAUCCGGAAAGGCUAUGAUAUGUUAAGUGCUAUGCUACCUACGCUAAGCAAAUAUGCUGAGUCUCAAGGAGGCAGUGGCGAUGUGAAGCGGCAUGGUGAGGAGGAUGGGAUGGAUUCCCGGUCGAGUAUCCACAGUGAGAUCACAGUAUUGGAAGAAGCUAUCGAGUAUGUGACACAAUGCUUGCAAGAGCAUCAUCAGCUAUUGCUCCGCAAGUCAAAAGCACAGGAAGAGCUUUUGGCCUAUUACCGUAGAAUGGCGGUGUAA